AUGGCUCGAUCGUGCCUAAUGACCGUGUAUAUCGUGCUGCUGUGCGGUGUGCUGCAGCAUGCGGCAAGUGGCUUCGAAGACGGAAGCGGCCUACCGGAGGAAACGUACGAAGAGUACGAUGAUGACACACCGUACCAUCGACCGAUCGAGCACCCGAGCGACGAAGGUGAAAGCUUCGAAGCUGCCGGCCUGCUGGAGUACGACAUACUGGACCCGAUCACUGAUGAUGACAUUUUUUAUUCAGGAGACUACGACGACGAAGAGCCCCCGGACAAUUCGUCCGAUGCAGCGCCAGCGGAAGUAGCGCCGGUGCCAGUUAAUUCCUCGCCGGACUCUGAUCUGCACAGUGUCGCCACCGUCAGUGUUCGACAUGAUUUCGAGCCGAGUGAUAGCGAUCGUGCCGUCGAUAAUAAAACUACGCUCAAUCCGAUCAUGGUGCCUCAACCUGCCGCAGUGCUACUUAAAGAUGCUGCCACAACGAAGGUUUUUGAAAUGUCCACAACCACCAGCAGUAGCAGUAGCGUAACACCAUCUGGCUCUUCUGAAAUGCCGCCGACCUCAAUGACUGGCGAGGACGAAAAUAAUUGCAAACGCUAUCAGAAAUUUGCCAACCAGCCCGUUUUUCGCAGCGAAACCGCGAACGUCAUCCGCAAGUGUUGCCCAAUCGGCCAGCGCCUGUUGCGCGACGGCACGAAGUAUGUGGAUUGCGGAACGGAAGACUUCCCGUCCGGCCCGAUGAGUCCCAGCUUUGAGGUGCGACCCAUCGUAGCGCAGUUCUAUGAUGGAUGCAUCGAAGAUCUGGAGGAGGACAUUCAGCUGGGCGUUGCCAUCGGUGACCCGUGCCCGAUGGACCGGGGCCUGUUGGCUUUUGGGGCGAAAUCGAACGACACCCUGUACGUGAUUCAAAACGGAUCGUUGCUGGUAAUCUUCAACGCGGUCGACGAGUUUCACGUCUACAAUGCGUACUGUCUCGAUUACGACGCGAAAGAUGGGUCAAUGCUGGCGUACGUUUGCGUCUCGGAGGUGGAACUCUUGCCGGACAUCAUUGCCGGCCAGCUGGUGAUGCUGACGCUGUGUCUCAUAAUAGCGGUGCCACUAUUGCUGGUGACGGCCGUUCUAUACAGCGUCGUACCGGAACUCCAAGAUAUCCAUGGGAAAGCGCUGGCCAUGAAUUGCGUCAACUUUGCCGUCGCGCUGCUGCUGGAAACCUUUUUCCAGCACCGAACCCACGGUAAACGGGCCGAUUCGGAUGAGAUUGUGUUGGAAAGCUACGCCGAGUACUUCAUACUGGCCACGUUCUUCUGGCUUAUGGUGAAUCUGGUCAACAACUGUCUACACGCUUGGUAUUUCCUGCCACGUGACCGAGACCAGCGAGGAGAGAAAAUCCGAUUCGCUAUCUACGCGGCCGUAGCCCAGUUGGUUCCGCUUUGGAUCAUUUUAACGUUUGCUCCCAACGCACAUGGCGCACGCGUCGUGAAGCACUAUUUCUUCGGGACGAUCAUCAUUACGCUGAUCCUCAACAUGAUAAGUCUUUUCGUAACGGUCGUUGGUCUGCGGCGGGUCAUAGCGCUACACUACUACUAUAAAGAUGUCCGACAUCGUUUGAUAGCAGCCAACCGUGGGUCGGAGACAUCUUCCGUUCCCAUGAUACAGUGUGACCGAUUGAACAAGGUUAUUUACAUGAAUAAGUACACCACUCUGCUGUUUCUGGUGAUGGCCACCGUUUGGAUGGUUACGAUCCUCACCUACUACACGACGGGCGAGAUUCCGAUCUUUUUCGACAUCCUGUUCGGUUUCCAGGGCAUUUUCAUCUUCCUAAUCUUUGUCUGUAUGCGAAAGCCGUUCCGCGUUGUUCAGAACUGGUUCUUCCGCCACGGCUACUGCGCCACGUGUUGUUACAAGGACGAGAAACCACAGUCGCCGAAUAACCGCAGUGAACCGAUGAUGAUGGCCCGCUCCGUGCCAAACGGCGAGCCCGUCAUGACGGUCCUUCAGCCACUGAUGAUGCACGGUCCCGCACGGUCCAUAUCGACGACGGAAUCGAUACCGUGCACGCCAGGCGGCGCAGGGAGCGGCAGACCACGAGUUCGGAGCAAAAAUCCGUUCAUGUACGUGGCGCACGAAUCCUGUACACACGGCGCUCAUGCUGUGCCAGGGUGUUAGAUUGCCGGGUCACACACUGCCGUCAACAACUACAAAAACGGAUACGGGUUUCGUGGUGGUAUUCAACGAAUACAAACUCUUCUCUUUCUAGCUUUACCUGUGGGGGGAUUUUCUAAUCUUAUAAGCACUGAAAUUUCGGUUCUAAUUUUGCAUCAUACCUUUUUCGUAACGCUUACUGUCCCCAAGACUUCGUACAAAUAAUUUACAACACAACUUGCGCGGUAAGAUUAAACUAUUGUUCGUUUUCAUUAAGGUUCCAUUUAUUGGUCACAAUCGUCGAUGCGAAGAAAACACGGUCCCGUUAACAAGAUGCACAAAACAAUAACAUUUAGACACGUUAGGAACGGUUUCGAUCUAAAAGGAUUUCGUAAACUGGCCAAAUGGUGGCCAUUUUGUAAGUCAAAUUGCUUUGCAGGCGGCGACGAUUAACUUUGCGGAGAGAAAGUUUCACUGUAGUUAUCGCCGCCUAUUAUCCUUAGCCUUAAAAUCGUACCCGUGGUAGUCGUACGGGCGUGCAUUUUCAUGUGUCUGUGUCUGAGUGUGUCUGUCCAACUGGAAGCAAAUAAGUUGUUCAACAAUCGCAUAAACAAGAAAGCAUACCAACAACGGGCUGCACACGUACACGACGGUGCAACUUGAAAACAAAACUGUGACACUGUACAAAAUAACAAAAGGUAAACCACGGUGGCACACCAUCUAGAACUGUACUUACUUUAAUAAAAAAAUAACACGAGUUUUAUAAAAUAAGCCACGGACUUCGCACAGGUCGCAUUUCCUGUCUCGCUAGCAGUACUACCAGAGCACACGGCAUCAUUUACUUUACAUACAACUCAAUGGUAA
Messenger RNA from Anopheles cruzii, 3003 nucleotides. Its product is annotated as probable G-protein coupled receptor Mth-like 14. NCBI's taxonomy places the organism in Eukaryota, Metazoa, Arthropoda, Insecta, Diptera, Culicidae. The transcript has 5 exons. Gene Ontology annotation, molecular function: G protein-coupled receptor activity. Bases 1 to 2163 code for a protein of 720 amino acids. The record is from RefSeq and is a predicted model, not a curated record.